GUCAGUCCUCGCUUCUCUUCUGCAGCUGUCGUUUGUGUGUGUUCGCAGUCUGUGAUGGCGACCGCAGGUCCGAUAAGCGCAGCUCGAGACCGAACCGACUGACAGGGCUCGCGACCAUGACCCGCAGUUUCAGGCUGAGAUGAGAGUCGAUCUGAUCUGAGUCGUCCCGAGCCGCAGCUGCUGCGUGUUGUGUAGAGCGGCGUUAUGUCAUCAGACGAGAGAUGUCCUCAGCUGGUGGAUUAUUUCGUGGUGGCCGGUUUAGCGGGUGACUGUUGUCCUCUAGAUGAAGACGGGCGUGAGAGGGGCACCCGGGCGGUUCAGCCCGUCACUGAUGUGGCCGUGAUCGCUCGUGGGCUUGGUGAAGACGUGCCGGAAGGUUUCACCUGCAUCGAGAAAACACUUGGAGGUCAUCCGGCAGAACUGAGCGCCAAUUUACUGAACAACCCGCACAUGUUCCUGUGCUACAGACGAGGACACGACAAACCGCCCAUCAUCGAGCUCGGUGUUCUGUAUGAAGGGAAAGACCCCACCCGGCCAGGAUGGUUCGUGAUUGAGACGACACCGUACAGCCGGUCGGCCAGCCUCACUUCUGGUGGUCCCACGACCCACCGGACGUUCCUCAUGUACCGCAGAGCACCAGACUCACAGGCUCUCAACACUCUGGGUGUCACUGAGAUCACACUGCUCAUGCCCAGCAAGGGUGAAACCGCACCGCACACCUACUGCAGAGUGGAUAAGAACCUCAACACUGGAAUGUGGGGUCCGGCGCUGUAUCUCUGCUACAAGCGUUCGGUGGCUAAAGCAAACACUCUGGUGUAUGAGGCGGGUCUGAUCAGUCGGUACCCUGAGGAGGAUCUGGAGUCUUUUCCUCUGCCCGACUCUGUGCCCGUCUUCUGUCUCCCGAUGGGCGUGACUGUAGAGAGCUGGCCAAUCAACACCAAGUACCAGCUGCCCGUCUUCUCCACCUUUGUCCUCACGAGCGCUUCUGGAGAUAAGGUGUACGGUGCUGCCAUACAGUUCUAUGAGGCGUAUGGCCGCGAGCGUCUGUCCGAGCGUCAGUGUGUUCAUCUGGGUCUGUUGAGCGUGCUGGACCGGCGGCCCAUCACUAACCGCAGUCUGCAGGUGAAGAAGAGCAUCUGUGUACUGUCUCACUGGCCCUUCUUCAGCGUCUUCCAGAAGUUUCUUACCUUCAUCUACAGAUACUCCAUCUCUGGAGCUCACGUGCUGCCGCUGGAGAAACAUUUAUCCAGCUUCAUGCACAAUGUUCCGUUCCCGUCGGCUCAGCGGCCUCGUAUCCUGGUGCAGCUCUCUCCAUAUGAUAAUCUGCUGCUGUGUCAACCUGUAUCAUCUCCACUGCCACUGAGUGGGGCCAGCUUCGUGAAGUUGCUGCAGAAUUUAGGGCCGGAGAACGCGUGUACGCUGCUGCUGGCCGUCCUGACGGAACACAAGCUGCUCCUGCAUUCUCUGCGACCCGACGUGUUGACAUCUGUCAGUGAGGCGCUGGUGUCGAUGACGUUUCCUCUGCGCUGGCCCUGCCCGUACAUCCCCCUGUGCCCACUGCGCAUGGCAGACGUGCUCUGUGCCCCCAUGCCCUUCAUCGUGGGCGUUCACUCCAGUUACUUUGACCUGUACGACCCCCCGUCUGACGUGGUGUGUGUGGAUCUCGAUACAAACACCAUUUUCCAGUGUGAAGAGAAGAAGCCGCUCACCUGGAGAUCUCUGCCCAGGAAACACGGAAAAACUCUGCUGACAUCACUGAGCAACCUUCACAAGACCCUGGAGAGCAUCUAUACUCCGGGUCAGGAAGAGGCCACUCUGGAGUUCUUGUUGACGGAUUAUGAUCUGAUUUACGGCCGUCAGAAACAGCUGGAGCUGGAGAUUCAGGAAGCGUUUCUUCGUUUCAUGAGCUGUUUGUUGAGAGGAUACAGAUCUUUUCUUCUGCCCAUCACACAGGCGCCAUCAGACAGAACCACGGACUGCAGUUCACUCUUUAACCUACAGGGUUUUCUGAAGUCUCGUGAGCGCACGCAGCAGAAGUUUUACACACAGCUCACAAGGACUCAGGUGUUCACUCAGUUUGUAGAAGAAUGUUCAUUCGUCAGCGACAGACACACCAGCCUUGAGUUCUUCGAUGAGUGUGUACAGAAGGUGGACGUGGAUAAGCCCGAGUUGGUGAGGUUGAUAGAUCUGGAUGAAUCUCACAGCGGUGAACACACAGUGUUUAUAAUGCCUCCAGAAGAACCACAGGAAGCCGACGGCUCUGAGUGUCAGGCACAUUACAGCUAUGAUACGUUCCCUAUCCUCCGCUCGGAUUUGUUUGAUCGUCCUCAAGAUCAGCUGCGGACACCAGCUAAAGGCAGCGCUCCCAGUAGCCCCGCCCCCCGCCGCACCAAACAGGAAAUAAAGCUGGCACAGCAGAAGGCUCAGAAAUAUUCGGCGGUUCCGGACAUGUGGUCCAAAUGUCUGCUGGGUCACUGCUACGGUCUCUGGUUCAUCUACCUGCCCACGUUUGUUAAAGCUGAGAGCACUAAAGUCAGAGCGCUGCACACGGCCUACGAGGUCCUCAAACACAUGGAGACACGCAGGGUGGUUCUGCCGGAUGAAGUGUGUUACCGUAUUCUCAUGCAGUUGUGUGGUCAGUACGGACAGCCCGUCCUCGCCGUCAGAGUUCUGUUAGAGAUGAAGAAAGCAGGAAUCACUCCCAACACCAUCACGUACGGAUACUACAAUAAAGCAAUUUUGGAGAGCAAGUGGCCUUCCACCAAUCAGGGCAGUCGUCUCCGCUGGACGAAGCUCCGUAACGUUAUAUUGGCUGUUGCUCAGUUCCGGCAGCCAAUCAAAGAGCAGCAGAGGAACACGUCUUUCUGUACCCGGACAGAAGACACACUGUCAAAGCCCCGCCCCUACUCUGCUCUGAUUCGCCAGUCCAGCUGGAGCGGUUUGAGUGAAAGCUCAAGCCACGAAUCACUGACGAGUCUCACGAAGAGCAACAGUGUGAGCAGCAUGCAGACGUCAGUCAGCAAAAACAAACACUGUAAGAACACCGAACCACAGGCCGUCGGCGCUGAUGCCUCCCGCAAACCUCCCGCCGGUCGCCGUGACAUCGCUCCGCCCCUGCUCCCCCCCCCCGCGCCCCCUCUGGUGCGCCGCAGUGACGUCUGUCUGUCCACAUUCUACAAAGACUGCGCAGAGAUGACAGACGCAGACUGCAGGUGUCAGACGGCCGACAGGGACAGCAGGUCGGUGGAAGUGAGGGAAACUCUCAACAGACGGUCGGUCGAUGAAAACUACAACAACGUUUCUUCUCCGAGCCGCAGACUGGCCGGGAAACUGCAGCAGCUCCUCACACCCACACGGAACCGAGCGUCAGUGAGACGGGCUGCCAGCGUGGACGACAGACGGCCUGGAGCGACCGGGACAUCCCGCCGGACUCUGGAGCAGAAGUCAUCACGGAAAAUCCACAUGCCUGAGAGUCUGCUGAAGGCCAAAGAACGUCUUUAUAACGCCACAUCUGAGAGCUCGCUGUCAGUCAGCAGUGAUGUCGACAUGACUGACAUUCAGACACUGACCGUUCCUCUCAGGAAGUCAUGGGAUUCUGCACAGGAAGCGGCGGGCAUUGAGGUGUUGAUGUCGAGCUGUUCGCUGUGUCGUGGCUGUAACUCUCUGGUUUAUGAUGAAGAGAUUAUGGCCGGCUGGUCGUCUGAUGACUCCAAUCUCAACAGCACGUGUCCUUUCUGCUCGGCAUCGUUUGUUCCGCUGCUGAACGCAGAAAUCUGUGACGUGGGUCCUGUCUGCAGUGUGGAGCGCAUUCUGAAUGUGGAGGGUGAGGUAGAGAACGGCGUGAGACCACCUGCUGGACGGGAGGACGCACAGCAGCACGUGUGUAACGGCAUCAGAGAGGCGGAGUCCAGCUCAGACACCAGCAGCCAAUCAGAGAGCAGCAGCCCCACCCGGGUGUCAUCGGGGGGCGGAGCUCCGCAGGUUACCGUGGCGUAUCUGAGUCCUCUUGUGUUGCGUAAGGAGACAGAGAGUCUGCUGGAGAAUGAAGGGGAGGCUGUUCUCUCUCAGGUCCAGCUGCUGGACAGUCAUCCCAUACUCUUCUGGAAUCUAGUGUGGUACUUCACUCGCCUCGGCCUCCCCAGUAACCUACCACAACUCCUGAGAGAGUCACCGCUGACCGCACACUGCACACAGGUUUCAGAGGGCAGUGGAGUGCGUGUGAGGUUGUUGUGGGACAUGUUGACCCCUGACCCCGAGCAGUGGCCUCCUCUCUAUAUCAUCUGGAGAAUGCACAGUGGCGCUGCCCUGCGCACUUCCAGCUGGCGGCAUCAUAACCAUCCCUUCACUCUGAGGUUCCUGGAGGAAGUGCUGCGCUGGGUUGGCAUGAACGAGGUUCACAAGGCUAUCACGCUCUUCCUGGAUACCGUUGCUAAGCAACCAGGCACUCCCAGGAUACAGAGGAGUUUGUACAGAGAGAUGUUGUUCCUCACAGUGGCUGCGAUGGGCAAAGAUCACGUGGCUGCGUUUGAUAAGCGUUAUAAAGCUGCUUACUUGCGCUUGAGCGGUUCUUUGGGUCGAGAUGAGCUCAGGAGGAAGAGAGUUCAGCCGCCGAGUACCAAAGCUGUGGACUGCAGACGCUGUUUUCUGCUCCCCCUGGAGUGUUGAAGAGCGUCUCCUCCUAUCUGUCUGCUCAUCCUGUUUCUGGACACGCCUGCAGACGCUCUGCUGUGCAUUAUGGGAACACGUCACCUCCGCUGAACUCAAAAACUGCUUCUGUGUCCCACAAUACCGAGCAACUGACACCUGGCCCACGCCUCAGACAAACAAGAGAACGAAGGCAGGAAAUAAAAUGAGGGUUUUUAUUUCUCUCAAGUUCAUUUGACUAGUGUUGUGUAUGUUUAGUGACACACGCUGAUGGAUCUCAUUUCACUGUGUCUUAAACAGAUCAUCGGACUCCAUGCGUGUCAUUUCAUUGGUUGUUUUCUUUCUGUUUCGACAGUGUAGCUCCACCCACACUUAAAUCUCAUUGGUCUAAAAUCUCUCUUCACAUAACUGUGUAAUCAAACGCGAGUCAAAUGUUUUCACGAUGACUUCACACAUCACAUCAUUCAUUAUCUUUAAUUCUCAACACAUUUGUGUUUGUUAAACGUUUUAUACACAUAUUUCUCUGUUGUGGUAAACACACACUUUUUAUGUGACGUUUUAAAUGUGGAGGAGACCGUGUCUCUCCUGUAAAGAUGAUGAUGAUGAGAACUUUCUUCCUCCGGUUCUGCUGUGAAAUGAAGAGACCUGUGUCUGUAGUGUCCACUAACCCCAGGAAGUCCCCUCAAGUCACAGAAAUCAAUGAGAUUGAGUGUUUGGGACUGUCAGGAUGUUCUUUUCAUGACAGACGAGACAUUUCCCCAAAUUAUCAUUUUUAUUAUUGUAUUUCAACGUCACAUCAUAACUUAUUUUACGUUCAUUUGAAUGAGUGAUGAUUAUUUUCAUGAUUGCAUCACACUCAUUUCUGUGUUAGGAAGGGAAAUGUGCUUAAAGCGCAGGAAAAUAAUCAUCACAAUUGAAAUGUUUUAUGUCGAUCCUAGUCAUUUUAUUGGGACAGUAGGAAGUAAUGUGUUCAUCAAUGAUCUGUGUCCAGUUGACCUCAUGUCUGCAUUGAAACAGCAUAUAGACAUCAGACAUAUGUGGGGUGAAGAUACUUAUACAGGUUUAAACAGCUCUGAUCUGUAUUCAACAGCGAUAAUAGGAAUUUAUCAUUUAGUCUUAAUUUUAUUGAUGGGAUAUUUGAAACAGAACAGUUUUUAAUGACAUAACAGGAAAUGAUGUAAGAGGAAAACAGUUUUCUCUGCAAUAAACAGAAUUCAGUGCA
Triplophysa dalaica is the source of this 5866-nucleotide messenger RNA. Its product is annotated as DENN domain-containing protein 4B-like. The record is from RefSeq and is a predicted model, not a curated record. Gene Ontology annotation, molecular function: protein binding. Gene Ontology annotation, biological process: regulation of Rab protein signal transduction. NCBI's taxonomy places the organism in Eukaryota, Metazoa, Chordata, Actinopteri, Cypriniformes, Nemacheilidae. The coding region runs from base 205 to 4665 and encodes 1486 amino acids. The transcript has 29 exons. Gene Ontology annotation, cellular component: cytoplasmic vesicle.